Zalophus californianus (California sea lion) is the source of this 859-nucleotide messenger RNA. It is a transcript of the gene PEX39, whose product is annotated as chromosome 7 C6orf226 homolog. The record is from RefSeq and is a predicted model, not a curated record. Bases 51 to 305 code for a protein of 84 amino acids. Lineage: Eukaryota; Metazoa; Chordata; Mammalia; Carnivora; Otariidae. The transcript has a single exon.
CCCACCCGGAAGCGUUUACUCCGCACGCGGGUCAGGCUGAGAGGCCCGGUAUGGAGCGGCCCGGUAUGGAGCGGCCCGGCGGUCGGAGCUGCUCGGGCCCGGGCCCCACGCCCACGCACGCAGCCCCCGCCUCGGUGAGCCUGGCGCAGCUCCUGCAGCUGGUCCAGCAGGGCCGGGAGCUCCCGGGCGUGGAGAAGCGCCACAUCGCGGCGACCCACGGCGAACCCACGGCGUCCCGGCUCCCGCCGAGGCCCAAGCCCUGGGAGGCCGCGGGAUCGGCAGAGGACCCCGCGCCGCCGCCCUAGACCCGGGGCCCCAGAUGCCGCCGACCCUCGGGUACCGGUAGAAGAACCGCGUGGAGGGGCCCUGCGCGGCGAAGGCAGGAACUGCGCCUUCCUGAUGGCACGGAGUGGGUUCCUGAGGCUCGAGGUCCUUUGCCUCUUAGACCUGGAAAGCGUGACUGCGUCCUGCAUCAACUCGGACCCCGGAUACUGGCCACCGUCAUUCAUCUUUUGUGCAUUUGCCCCGACGGGUCUCAGCUGGACUUAAGCCUCCUGGGAGCGUCGUCAGGGUUGUCUUGUAUCCGUAUUUCUGGACCCACGGUCCUCAUUAAAAAAAUGUUUCAGUCCUUAUAGAGAUUUGAUAAAUCUUAUCCUUUACUGAGAUUCAUAGAUGUGUUUUUGUUUUCAAAAUACUGCUGAAGACACACUAACGGGGUCCAACCCACUGGGAACAAUUGCGUUAGUAAUGUAUGAGAACGUCAGUGUUUAUCUCCCUGGUUCAGCUUAUUCUGGUGGUUGUGGAAAUGAAUUUGGGAUCCAGGUGGUGUUGAUUUUAGCCAUUCUCCAGAUCAGCAGCU